This is a messenger RNA of Nycticebus coucang (slow loris), 2665 nucleotides long. RefSeq names its product motile sperm domain-containing protein 1. The record is from RefSeq and is a predicted model, not a curated record. Gene Ontology annotation, cellular component: cytoplasm. The coding region runs from base 260 to 901 and encodes 213 amino acids. NCBI's taxonomy places the organism in Eukaryota, Metazoa, Chordata, Mammalia, Primates, Lorisidae. The transcript is spliced from 7 exons.
GUCCUCCGGUAUCCCAGCAGGCAGUGCAGCCUAGAGACGCUGACAAAGGAGCGGAGGAGCAGUCGCAGCUGCUUUCCGAGGAGCCGGUGUUGCCGAGGCUGAGAUCCUGAAUGUGAAAGGAACAAGUAUACACAUCUUUGGAUAAUUUGGUAAAACUAUAUUGCCAAAAUGUUUGGAGUUUUUAACUGAAACUAAGAAAAGUCCAAAAUAGAUUGGAGACUGUAAAAACAGAAGCUGCAGCAAGGGGGAUUCAGUGCCAAUGCAUCAACAAAAAAGACAACCAGAGUUAGUGGAAGGAAAUCUUCCUGUUUUCGUGUUUCCCACGGAGCUAAUAUUUUAUGCAGAUGAUCAGUCAACACAUAAGCAAGUGUUGACUCUGUAUAAUCCCUACGAGUUUGCCUUAAAGUUCAAAGUUUUGUGUACUACUCCAAAUAAGUAUGUUGUCGUUGAUGCUGCAGGUGCAGUAAAGCCUCAGUGUUGUGUGGAUAUUGUGAUUCGUCAUAGAGAUGUUCGAUCCUGUCACUAUGGUGUAGUAGACAAAUUCCGCCUCCAAGUUUCUGAGCAAAGCCAGAGGAAAGCUUUGGGAAGGAAAGAGGUGGUUGCUACUCUCCUCCCAUCUGCAAAAGAACAACAAAAGGAAGAAGAGGAAAAAAGAAUAAAGGAACAUUUAAGUGAAAGUUUAUUUUUUGAGCAGCCGUUUCAACCAGAGAACAGAGCUGUCUCCUCAGGACCGAGUUUACUAACCGUCUUCCUGGGAGUGGUGUGCAUUGCAGCCCUGAUGCUGCCUACACUGGGGGAUGUGGAAUCGCUGGUGCCUCUCUACCUCCAAUUAAGUGUGAAUCAAAAAUUGGUGGCUGCUUAUAUCUUAGGUCUUAUUACAAUGGCUAUACUUAGAACAUGAGCAAGUAUUUCAGCCGGCUUCUGAAGAAAAUUUAUCUUGAAAAUAUGAAUGUGGACUGCCUUUAAUCUCUUUCACUCCAUUAACAUGCUACAAACUAUUAAAAGAUUUCAAAUGAUUGCAAAUGUGUAAUAUAUUUUUAAUUACUCUAUAAUUUUAUUUGAAGGACUCCAGCACAUUGUAUUACAGACAGCAAGGAUGCUUCUGAGUGAUACCUAGGAAAUUAUUUGAAGAAAUUCUUUUUUAUCUGUAUCUGUCCUAUGAAAGACUUUAAUUAAAGCAUUUGUUAUUUUCUCAUCAUUUUCCAAUUUACUUUGAUUGUUAAGGGUCAUGUGUUCUUCAAAGUUAAAGGCCUAAAAGAACAAACUGACCAGCCUAAGAAUAAAAUUAUAUUUACUUCCUAAGAACAUCAAUGUUACUAUGUAAAAUUAUACCUUUCCCUCUAUCAUUAUAAACAGUUGCCAUGGUGUUUCUAAAAUAGGAGUUUUAUAGUUAAUGUGUAGAGGAUUCAAAAAAAGGUACUAAGGGAUUAUGCUUAUCCUAGGAUCGCACAGAAGACAAGACAUAUUUAAUUCAUCUUGUAAACUACAGAAUGGGUUGUGGUCCAGACACCAAGCAUAGGGUUUUUUUAAAAAACCUAAUAGAGGGCAGUGCCUGUGGCUCAAAGGAGUAGGGUGCUGACCCCAUAUGCCGAAGGUGGCGGGUUCAAACCCAGCCCCGGCCAAAAACUGCAAAAAAAAUUAAAAAAUAAGGGAGGUGCCUGUGGCUCAGAGGAGUAGGGCACUGGCCCCAUAUACCAGAGGUGGUGGGUUCAAACCCAGCCCCGGCCAAAAACUGCAAAAAAUAAAAAAAAAAAUUAAAAACCUAAUAGAAGUAGAGUGGCCUAUUUGGUCUAAGAGUUCUAAAGGAAGGUAGGCAUUUGUUGAGUUAGUUGGUUCCCCCAGGCUUUACCUCUGGUUGAUGCUUUAUGUUAAUAGGGGGGAAAUUCCUUUAUCUUUUCUACCAAGCUCCUUGCCUGCCUGACUAAAAGUGACUUGGGAUUACCAGAUACCAAGUGAUUUAUGUGGCGAUGACUUUUCACCUUUUAAACUAUAAGCCAAGUGUAGGAAACCCUUGAUAGCAGUAUCUAUUUUAUAUCAGUCACUAAGACAUUUUUUUAAGUUUUUAUUUUUUAUUAAAACUUUGCCAAAAAUGUCCCCUAAGCACAACUAUUUACAUUUCUUUAUAGCCUCUUCUGAUCUCUAACAUAUACAUGCAGUUUUAACUGUUAUUGUCAUAGUAACUGAUCUUUUGUCUUAGGAUUUUUAUCUAAAAGCACAAUGCAUUAUUAAGAGUCUCUUGAAAAUAAUUCAGAUCUUUUUUACAAAAAUGAUCUUAUGCACUGCUACUGCUACCAUAGUGUUCUCAAAGAAUAUAUGUAAACAUAAAUGUAAGCCUGAGGUUGGUUCUUGCAGGAAACAGCACUCUGCUUCUAAAAAUGUGUGUCGAGUCUUUCAUAGGAAAUCCUCAUUUUUUAACCACUUGGGGAGCAUAAAUCAUUAAAUGGAUCAUGUCUGUACAUUGUGCAAUGUCUGAAAAGCACAUAAAUGUGAUCUUUCAAUUUGUAAAAAAUGAUGUUUGGAGGCUCUCUUUGUUUCUCUAUCCAUCUCCAGUCCUCUCUGUGUUUGCACAUGUGUGUAAGUACACACACACGUGUAUGUGUGUGAUAACACAUUGUAAAGAAUAGAAAUUACUUUAAAAAAAUAAAAGAAAAUGGAGACCUGCGUU